Condylura cristata (star-nosed mole) is the source of this 1388-nucleotide messenger RNA. RefSeq names its product paralemmin (gene PALM). The coding region runs from base 399 to 1388 and encodes 329 amino acids. Gene Ontology annotation, cellular component: membrane. Gene Ontology annotation, biological process: negative regulation of adenylate cyclase activity; positive regulation of filopodium assembly; regulation of cell shape. The record is from RefSeq and is a predicted model, not a curated record. Lineage: Eukaryota; Metazoa; Chordata; Mammalia; Eulipotyphla; Talpidae. The transcript is spliced from 10 exons.
CCUCCCUGGGUGGGUCCCUGGAGGCCACCUUGGAGCUGGAGAGGGAAGUGUGCUGGAGCCGAGUGGGCAGCUGUGGCCGGAAGCCUGGCGCUGCCCCUUGCGAGCUGUGGACAUGCCAUCUCGGGGCCUGGGCUUCCGGCGUGCGGCGUGGGAAGGGCAUAGCAGACCCAGGGGGCGGCAGUGCAAAGGCCCCGAGGGUCCUGGCGGCAGAGACCACGUCACAGCAGGAGCGGCUCCAGGCCAUCGCGGAGAAGAGAAAGAGGCAGGCGGAGAUCGAGAACACCCGGCGGCAGCUGGAGGACGACCGGAGGCAGCUGCAGCACCUGAAGUCCAAGGCCUUGCGGGAGCGGUGGCUGCUCGAGGGGACGCCGUCCUCGGCCUCGGACGGGGAUGAGGACAUGCGGAGACAGAUGCAGGAGGACCAGCAGAAGGCUCGGCUCCUGGAGGAGUCCAUCUCCAGGCUGGAGAAGGAGAUCGAGGUGCUGGAGAACAGGGACCCGCUCCCGGCCCCCGCCAAGGAGAACGCGGCCGCCAGAAGGGCCUCGCUGAGUCAGACCGUCCCUGGGCUCCUGCCCCUCGGGAGGGUCCCAGAGGUGAAGGUCCCUCGCCGUGGGACGCACGCCAGCAGCCCUGACUCCUCUCCUUCUUUCUUGCAGACCCCAGUGGGCACGCCCAAAGAGACGCGAAUCGCCAACACCCCCAUGAAGACGGCCGAAGGCUCCACGAUGAUGAAGGCAGCCAUGUACUCGGUGGAGAUCACGGUGGAGAAGGACAAGGUGACCGGGGAGACCCGGGUGCUGUCCAGCACCACCUUGCUCCCCCAGGAGCUGCUUCCUCAGGGCGUCAAGGUCUACGAGGACGAGACCAAAGUGGUCCACGCUGUGGACGGCACUGCAGAGAACGGCGUCCACCAGCUGAGCUCCUCCGAGGUGGACGAGCUCAUCCACAAGGCAGACGAGGUCACGCUGAGCGAGGCGGGGGCCGCAGCCGGGGCGGCAGAGACCCGGGGGACGGUGGAGGACAUGGGCAGGACCACGCCUUCCCGCCGGGAGAUCACAGGGGUGCAGGCCCAGCCCGGCGAGGCCACCUCGGGCCCGCCGGGCAUCCAGCCCGGCCAGGAGCCCCCGGUCACCAUGAUCUUCAUGGGCUACCAGAACGUGGAGGACGAGGCUGAGACCAAGAAGGUGCUGGGCCUGCAGGACACCAUCACGGCGGAGCUGGUGGUCAUUGAGGACGCUGCGGGGCCCAAGGAGCCAGCACCGCCCAACGGCAGCGCCGAGCCCCCCGCCCCCGCCCAGAUGGCACGAGGGCAGUCCCCAGGUCAUGGGGUCACUGAGAUGCCACUGAGGCCCUACGACUAUGGCCCCUCACCUGAGCCGCGCCUGUGA